GCCCCGCAGGGAGCCUGGGCUGCAUCCCCGUGGGGGCGGGCAGUCGGAGAGCCGCUUCCGGGUGAGUCGCCCCGCCCCCACGUGGGCUUGCGCUUUUAGAGCGGGAGAGCGCAGUCUGGAGCCGCGGCUUGGAGCGGCGGGGACCGGCCUCCCGGAGCUGAUCUACAGCGGACGGACAGCACACGAGUCUACACCAUGCAUCACCAGUCCAUCCUGCACAGCGGCUACUUCCACCCCGUGCUUCGGACCUGGCAGACCUCUGCCUCCACCAUCAGUGCCUCCAACCUCAUCUACCCCAUCUUUGUCACGGACGUUCCUGAUGAUGUCCAGCCUAUUGCCAGCCUCCCAGGAGUGGCCAGGUAUGGCGUCAACCAGCUAGAGGACAUGCUGAGACCCCUGGUGGAAGCAGGCCUGCGCUGCGUCCUGAUCUUCGGCGUUCCCAGCAGAGUUCCCAAGGAUGAGCAGGGCUCCGCAGCUGACUCUGAGGACUCUCCAGCCAUUGAGGCUAUCCGUCUGUUGAGGAAGACCUUCCCUGACCUUCUAGUGGCCUGUGAUGUCUGCCUGUGUCCCUACACCUCCCAUGGUCACUGUGGCCUCCUGAGUGAGAAUGGAGCAUUCCUAGCCGAGGAAAGCCGACAGCGGUUGGCAGAGGUGGCACUGGCCUAUGCCAAGGCAGGAUGUCAGGUUGUAGCCCCAUCAGACAUGAUGGAUGGACGUGUUGAGGCCAUCAAGACUGCCCUGCUCAAACAUGGACUUGGCAACAGGGUCUCUGUGAUGAGCUAUAGUGCCAAAUUUGCCUCCUGUUUCUAUGGACCUUUCCGGGAUGCAGCUCAGUCGAGCCCAGCUUUUGGAGACCGCCGCUGUUACCAGCUGCCCCCUGGAGCCCGUGGCCUGGCCCUGCGCGCAGUGGCCCGGGACAUUCGGGAAGGAGCUGACAUGCUCAUGGUGAAGCCGGGAAUGCCCUACCUGGAUGUGGUGCGGGAGGUGAAGGACAAGCACCCCGAGCUCCCUCUCGCGGUAUACCAGGUGUCCGGAGAGUUUGCCAUGCUGUGGCACGGAGCCCAGGCGGGGGCCUUUGAUCUCAGGACUGCUGUACUGGAGGCCGUGACCGCCUUCCGCAGAGCCGGUGCUGACGUCAUCAUCACCUACUUUGCACCCCAGCUGUUGAAGUGGCUGAAGGAAGAGUGAUGGGACAGUGGAUAGGACUUGAUCUUGACAAAGCACCCUUGGGCCUUGAAAAGUGAAAACCAAAGUAAAUGCUGCUGUUAGAACUGUG
Messenger RNA from Peromyscus maniculatus bairdii (prairie deer mouse), 1276 nucleotides. RefSeq names its product aminolevulinate dehydratase (gene Alad). NCBI's taxonomy places the organism in Eukaryota, Metazoa, Chordata, Mammalia, Rodentia, Cricetidae. The record is from RefSeq and is a predicted model, not a curated record. Gene Ontology annotation, cellular component: cytosol. Gene Ontology annotation, molecular function: zinc ion binding; porphobilinogen synthase activity. Gene Ontology annotation, biological process: heme biosynthetic process.